Mollisia scopiformis is the source of this 364-nucleotide messenger RNA. RefSeq lists its product as uncharacterized. NCBI's taxonomy places the organism in Eukaryota, Fungi, Ascomycota, Leotiomycetes, Helotiales, Mollisiaceae. Gene Ontology annotation, molecular function: protein binding. The record is from RefSeq and is a predicted model, not a curated record. Bases 40 to 360 code for a protein of 106 amino acids. The transcript has a single exon.
AAAGACGAUGCCAAUCUUCGCAAGCGACGUUUCUCCAACAUGCAUCUGGUAGUCCUCGGUCUUGUCUCCGUUGACCCAGAACAACAUCUGGCAAUAUCUUCCGACAAGGAUAUCAAUGCCCAAGAUUCACUCGGCAGGACGCCAUUACACUGGGCCUCUGCUCUGCGCGAGGAGAUGUCGCUGCUGCUUUCUAGAAGCCUUCUCGAUGCCAACGCGUCGACUACAAUCCGAGAUAGUCGCAACCAGAUGCCAAUCCAUCACUGUGCCAUGACCGGAAAUGCAGAGGUCAUGAAGCUACUCAUUGUAGCCGCUGCUCUGCGAACCGGGACCACCAAAACGUGGCGCCCUCGCGUCCUUUGAGGAG